Molecule: messenger RNA, 1060 nt
Organism: Aspergillus brunneoviolaceus CBS 621.78
Lineage: Eukaryota; Fungi; Ascomycota; Eurotiomycetes; Eurotiales; Aspergillaceae
Exons: 2
Coding region: 23-1060 (345 amino acids)
Source: RefSeq, a predicted model, not a curated record
AUGAUGGCAAUACUUCACCACGAUGAAACUCACUCUUGCCCUCCUCUACAGUGCAGCCCUGCUCUUCGAUACUAGCCGCGCAACCCAGUUCCAAAAUUUCUACCCCUUCUACCGGACCACCUUAACCACCGAACGACCCGACUGCCACGCCUACUACAAUGCCUCCCUCGCCGCCCGCAACACCUCCGAUCCCAACACCUGCAAGCACAUGGCCGAGUGCCUGCUCGAAGGCGCCGGGGAGGUGAACAAAGGGGAUUGGGCCUCGGCGACGGUGCUCCUGGGCCUCACCCCGUCGAUUCUGGGGACGGUGGCGCCGACGAUCGAGGAGCGCCUGCAGCUGCUCCGCGAGCGGCCCAUCCUCGGGUUUCUGGGCAUCCUGGCCGCCCCGUCGCUGACGUUCGCAAGGCCCUGGGCCAAGCCCAACCAUCCGGGCGACAAACCGACCACGUGGCUGCGUGAGCAUACUGCAGGCAGAAACCCCAAUGUGUACCGGAGUGUGGUGCAAUAUCUCGCGGUGGCGCUGGCCGCGGCUAACGUGCUGGAGAACGCCAUCCGGCUCGGUAGCCAGACGAUCAUCAGCUGGAAAUGCAAUAUGGGUUUUCUGGAGUUGGCGUGGGUGUUCCUCGCGCCGGUGCCAUCUCUCGUGAUGCUGGUUCUGCCACCCCUCGUGGCGCUGACAAACUCGGGGCUCGCGGUGCUUGGGGACUGCCUGGGCAGGCUUCUUUCCCGGGAGCAUUCAGACACAACGGCAGGGACCCCCACGAAUGGACAUGAUCGAAGCGUGGAUCUCGGCGAAGGGUUUUACAAUGGGUUGGCGAACAUCUGCGGGCUGGUGCAUGUGGUGUAUGGAACGAUCGUGCUCUCCUCCGUGCAGUUCAUCGGCACCUUGGACGCGCUCGGCGUGGUGGGGCGGUUCACAGCCUCUGCACUGGUGGCGCAGUUCAUCACCAUGACCCAGCUUUAUGGCGGGUCUGGCACGAAGGAGAAGCGGAAUGAGGAGAAGACAAAGCAAGAUGGUAGCCCAUGGCUUGAUAGGACAGGGGUUACUUCAAGGGUAUAG